AUGUUAACAUGUUAUAUAUUUAUUUCUCUCUCUCAGGAGCUGUGUAAGGACCCUCGUCUCUUUGUGGACAGGAUCAGCACAUGGGACCUGCACCAAGGCAGCUUGGGUAACUGCUGGAUGGUGGCGGCCACUUCCUGUCUGGCCUCGGAGCCAUCUCUGUGGAAGAAGGUGAGGGUUCAAAGGGCAGAGGCCAAAUCCUUAUAGGUCACCCUCACUGGCUUACUUCCUGGUCACUGAUUUAAUUUUCAUUUCACUGAAGAGGUCUUGAUGAUAUGUUGCUUAUAACUGAAUCAGACAUGUUAGUGCUGGGCUGGAAUAAAACCCUGCACACUCUGUAGCUCUGAAUGACCAGGAUUGGUGGCCGCCUCUGUACUAACACAUUCAAUGACCCCUAAACCCUUGUUCAAUUUGGUUGGUCUAAACCACCAGGUUAUUCCUGACCACGUGGAACAGGAGUGGAACCCCAAGCGUCCGGACCUGUACGCCGGAAUCUUCCACUUCCGCUUCUGGCGGCUUGGCCGCUGGACAGACGUGGUGGUGGACGACCGCCUGCCGGUCAGCGAGGAUGGAACGCUGAUCUUCUGCCGCUCGGCCACGCCACGGGAGUUCUGGAGUGCCCUGCUGGAGAAGGCCUACGCCAAGUGAGACUUUAUACUAUAUUAAAGCCAAAACACUGCUGAGAUAUUAGAUUUCAGGUUGGCUAAGAGGAGGCUUGGGAUUUUAGAUAUAAUGAAUACAGUAUACACCACACAGUAUACACCACACAGUGUACACCACACAGUAUACACCACACAGUGUACACCACACAGUAUACACCACACAGUGUACAUCACACAGUGUACAUCACACACAGUACACACCACACAGUGUACCACACAGUAUACACCCACACAGUGUACACCAACACAGUAUACACCACACAGUAUACACCACACAGUGUACAUCACACAGUGUACAUCACACAGUACACACCACACAGUGUACCACACAGUAUACACCACACAGUAUACACCACACAGUAUACACCACACAGUGUACACCACACAGUAUACACCACACAGUAUACACCACACAGUGUACACCACACAGUAUAGACCACACAGUGUACACCACAUAGUAUACACCACACAGUGUACAUCACACAGUGUACAUCACACAGUACACACCACACAGUGUACCACACAGUAUACACCACACAGUGUACACCACACAGUAUACACCACACAGUAUACACCACACAGUGUACAUCACACAGUGUACAUCACACAGUACACACCACACAGUGUACCACACAGUAUACACCACACAGUGUACACCACACAGUAUACACCACACAGUAUACACCACACAGUGUACACCACACAGUACACACCACACAGUGUACCACACAGUAUACACCACACAGUGUACACCACACAGUAUACACCACACAGUAUACACCACACAGUGUACACCACACAGUGUACACCACACAGUAUACACCACACAGUGUACAUCACACAGUGUACAUCACACAGUGUACAUCACACAGUACACACCACACAGUAUACACCACACAGUGUACACCACACAGUAUACACCACACAGUAUACACCACACAGUGUACAUCACACAGUGUACAUCACACAGUACACACCACACAGUGUACCACACAGUGUACAUCACACAGUAUACACCACGCAGUGUACACCACACAGUAUACACCACGCAGUGACCACACUUGACAAAAUAAACCAGUAGCUAGUCAACAUUCUUUCCUUAUCCUCACCCAUUUAACAUUUCCCCAGUCUUCCAACCCUUUCCUCCCCUCCCCCUCUCCCCCAGGUUGAAUGGCUGCUAUGAGGCUCUAGAAGGCGGUAACACAGCAGAGGCCCUCAUAGACUUCACAGGGGGGGUGUCGGAGCCCCUAUGCCUGGACAGGGAGGCCCUCACCCUGCACCCCGACCAGAGGAGGGCGCUGUUCCAGACCCUGGCCAAGGCCCACGGACGCAGAGCCCUCAUCACCUGCUCCAUACGGGUCAGUGACCAAUACACUUUGCCCUGCAUAACCACAGAUCUAGGAUCAGCUUACCCUCCUCUCCACAACGUAACAGUAACCAUGUGUGGGGAAGAUUUUCAAUUGACCAUAGAUCAGUGAAUUAGUACUGAAAGAUCAGCUUGACUGUUGAACUUCAAUCCAUCACAAUACCAGAGACCAUUACUGGAGGCCUCAAAAUCUAGGCUUGUGCCCACCUGCCCUAGAUGUGAUAUGAACAUGUGCAUUCAGGGUGGUAAUGAAUGGUUUUGGAUUGGGCCAGAGAGCUUCUAUGAAUGUCGUCCUACCAGAGCGAUCACCUCUACCUACUGUACUGUAGUGGGUUAUAGAGAGACAGGUGGCUAUACAGUGGCUGUGUUGAGCAUAGUCCAGCAUUAACAAUAUUAACACUUACAUUUACUGUAUGACAGAAUGGCACUGCAUGCUCUCUAUCCUGUCACGUUCUCGUCUUUGACUUCCUCUUUCGGCCCUUCCUCUGUCCUGUCCCAUCCUCAUAAACACUCCAGAUACAUGCCUCUAUUGAUUAAUGAUCUGUACUGUUCAUUGUGUAGUUAUAGUAUUGUGCAGGAUUCCAAUUAUACAAAUCAGAGCGCCUUCAUAGAGUGCCUGUGGUGUGUAUUGGUAUUAGCAUAUCUCUAUUGUGUAUCUGUAUUGACUCUCUCUCUCUCUCUCUCUCUCUCUCUCUCUCUCUCUCUCUCUCUAUCUCUCUCUCUCUCUCUCUCUCUCUCUCUCUCCAGCCAGCGGAGGGAGAGAGAGUAGAGUCGGUGCUAGACUGUGGUCUGGUGCGGGGCCAUGCCUAUGGUAUCACCGCAGUGAGGAACGUGUGUCUGGGGGAGCGGUCGCUGCUGCCUGGCGGCUGUAGCGGGACGUCCCGUCUCUGCAUGGUGCGCAUGAGGAACCCCUGGGGUACAGCCGACUGGACCGGGCCCUGGAGUCAGGGGUGAGGGGGGGCGGCUACUGCUGUUCGAGUCUAUCGUGAUACUGUAUAUUCAACAAAGAACUAUAGGCCAAGGGUUGUCCCUUUUGGGUAAUGGCAAAAAUCAGGAACGGGCUAGAAACAAGGUUUUGUCUAUUUGGUCCAUUGACUUAGAGCUCCAAUGCGCCCCCUUCAGGUCUCAGCAGUGGCAGCAGGUUGGUCGUGGUGAGAGGGAGAAGAUGGGCCUCAUUGUCAGAGAUGUGGGAGAGUUCUGGUAAAGACAAAUAGUCAAAUAAGCAUCACUCUUUUAAUAGAAAAGAUCUCAAAUGUGCAAUGCAUUGCACAAGUCACAAAUACACUACAAUUCCUGUUGAAAAGCUAAAUAAAUACUUUUUCACCCUUCCUUCAGGAUGGAGUUUGAGGAUUUCUGCCGCUACUUCACAGACGUGGUGGUGUGUCGUCUGGUAGAACGAGCCCUGCUGUGGCCCAGCACCCACUGGAGAGAGGUUCGCUGGUAUGGGGAGUGGGUCCCAGCCCCCAACACUCCCGGGGCCACCCCCGCCAACCUCCUUCCCACCCGCCAGGCAUCCAAUCUGGGCAAGAACACAGCCAAGCCUGGGGGGGUGAACCAGACUCAGAGAGGGGACCGGAAGGAGGCAAGAUUGGGGGAGAGACGGAGAGGUGGAGGAGGUGGAAGAGGAGGAGGCAGUGGAGGGAGGGACAAGGUGGCUGUAGCGAAGAAGGAGGGAGAGAAGAAGACAAGGAGAAAGGAGGAGAGUGUGAAGAAGGAGGGAGAGGUUGAUGGAGGGUGGGAUAAACAGAUGGAUAAGAGGAGUAGGUGUGGAGGAUGCAUCAACCACAAAGACACCUUUCUACACAACCCCCAGGUGAGCCUACCCUAUAUAUUUCUACACAACCCCCAGGUGAGCCUACCCUAUAUAUUUCUACACAACCCCCAGGUGAGCCUACCCUAUAUAUUUCUACACAACCCCCAGGUGAGCCUACCCUAUAUAUUUCUACACAACCCCCAGGUGAGCCUACCCUAUAUAUUUCUACACAACCCUCAGGUGAGCCUACCCUAUAUAUUUCUCACACCCCCAGGUGAGCCUACCCUAUAUAUUCUACACAACCCCAGGUGAGCCUACCCUAUAUGCAUUCUACACAACCCCCAGGGAGCCUACCCUAUAUAUUUCUACACACCCCAGGUGAGCCACCCUAUAUAUUUCUACACAACCCUCAGGUGAGCCUACCCUAUAUAUUCUACACAACCCCCAGGUGAGCCUACCCUAUAGUUUCUACAAACCCUCAGGUGAGCACCCUAUAAUUUCUACACAACCCCCGGUGAGGCCUACCCUAUAUAUUUCUACAACCCCCAGGUGAGCCUACCCUAUAUAUUCUACACAACCCCCAGGUGAGCCUACCCUAUAUAUUAUUACACAACCCCCAGGUGAGCUUAUAUAUAUUUCUACACAACCCCCAGGUGAGCCUACCCUAUAGAUUUCUACACACCCCCAGGUGAGCCUACCCUAUAUUUCUACACAACCCUCAGGUGAGCCUACCCUAUAUAUGUCUACACAACCCUCAGGUGAGCCUACCCUAUAUAUUUCUACACAACCCCCAGGUGAGCCUACCCUAUAUAUUUCUACACAACCCUCAGGUGAGCCUACCCUAUAUAUUUCUACACAACCCCCAGGUGAGCCUACCCUCUAUAUUAACCCGGCCUACCUAUAUUUCUACACAACCCUCAGGUGAGCCUACCCGAUUUAUUUCUACACAACCCCCAGGUGAGCCUACCCUAUAUAUUUCUACACAACCCUCAGGUGAGCCUACCCUAUAUAUUUCUACACAACCCCCAGGUGAGCCUACACUAUAGCUAGGUUUAUGGGCAUAACAACUGGUUAAAUGGUUCAAGGCCAAGGUUCAGUCCACUCAGAGUAUGUUUGGUUAUGACUAGUAGUUACAGUGAGGGAAGAAAGUAUUUGAUCCCCUGCUGAUUUUGUACGUUUGCCCACUGACAAAGAAAUGAUCAGUCUAUAAUUUUUAUGGUAGGUUUAUUUGAACAGUGAGAGACAGAAUAACAACAACAAAAUCCAGAAAAACGCAUGUCAAAAAUUUUAUAAAUUGAUUUGCAUUUUAAUGAGGUAAAUAAGUAUUUGACCCCUCUGCAAAACAUGACUUAGUACUUGGUGGCAAAACCCUUGUUGGCAAUCACAGAGGUCAGACGUUUCUUGUAGUUGGCCACCAGGUUUGCACACAUCUCAGGAGGGAUUCUGUCCCACUCCUCUUUGCAGAUCUUCUCCAAGUCAUUGAGGUUUCGAGGCUGACGUUUGGCAACUCGAACCUUCAGCUCCCUCCACAGAUUUUCUAUGGGAUUAAGGUCUGGAGACUGGCUAGGCCACUCCAGGACCUUAAUGUGCUUCUUCUUGAGCCACUCCUUUGUUGCCUUGGCCGUGUGUUUUGGGUCAUUGUCAUGCUGGAAUACCCAUCCACAACCCAUUUUCAAUGCCCAGGCAGAGAGAAGGAGGUUCUCACCCAAGAUUUGACGGUACAUGGCCCAGUCCAUCGUCCCUUUUGAUGCGGUGAAGUUGUCCUGUCCCCUUAGCAGAAAAACACCCCCAAAGAAUUUGUUUGACGGUGGGGAUGGUGUUCUUGGGGUCAUAGGCAGCAUUCCUCCUCCUCCUGACACGGCGAGUUGAGUUGAUGCCAAAAAGCUCCAAUUUGGUCUCAUCUGACUACAACACUUUCACCCAGUUCUCCUCUGAAUCAUUCAGAUGUUCAUUGGCAAACUUCAGACGGGCCUGUAUAUGUGCUUUCUUGAGCAGGGGGACCUUGCGGGCGCUGCAGGAUUUCAGUCCUUCACAGCGUAGUGUGUAACCAAUUGUUUUCUUGGUGACUAUGGUCCCAGCUGCCUUGAGAUCAUUGACAAGAUCCUCCCGAGUAGUUCUGGGCUGAUUUCUCACCGUUCUCAAGAUCAUUGCAACUCCACGAGGUGAGAUCUUGCAUGGAGCCCCAGGCCAAGGGAGAUUGACAGUUAUUUUGUGUUUCUUCCAUUUGCGAAUAAUUGCACCAACUGUUGUCACCUUCUCACCAAGCUGCUUGGCGAUGGUCUUGUAGCCCAUUCCAGCCUUGUGUAGGUCUACAAUCUUGUCCCUGACAUCCUUGGAGAGCUCUUUGGUCUUGGCCAUGGUGGAGAGUUUGGAAUCUGAUUGAUUGAUUGCUUCUGUGGACAGGUGUCUUUUAUACAGGUAACAAAUUGAGAUUAGGAGCACUCACUUUAAGAGUGUGCUCCUAAUCUCAGCUCGUUACCUGUAUAAAAGACACCUGGGAGCCAGAAAUCGUUCUGAUUGAGAGGGGGUCAAAUACUUAUUUCCCUCAUUAAAAUGCAAAUCAAUUCAUAACAUUUUUGACAUUUGACAUGAUUAUUUUGUUGUUAUUCUGUCUCUCACUGUUCAAAUAAACCUACCAUAAAAAUUAUAGACUCAUCAUUUCUUUGUCAGUGGGCAAACAACGUACAAAAUCAGCAGGGGAUCAAAUACUUUUUUCCCUCACUGUAGAUUCUGACAGUAGUGAUAAACACAUUCUUGAUGUUCUGAGAAGUACACUCAGUAUGCUAGUAUAGUAUCUCAAAUAUAGUAUGCUUAUACCACAAGCAUGUAAAUAGUUUGUGUUGCUAUAACUGUAAGGACUAAACAUGUACUAUUUUGGUAACUGCUGCAAUCUUAAUGGUGUCGAAAUAGACCUGUGAAAGCCUAUUCAGAGUGUUGCAGUUGGAAAACAACAUUGCUAAGCUAAAAACAACAUGGCUGACACUAAGCUAUAUUAGAGUUACUGCUAUUCUAGGGACGCUCUGCCUCCCUUCUGUCCCUUCUCUCUCUUUUCCCCCCUCUCCCACUACAGUUCAUGUUCGAGGUGCAGGGAAAGGAGGAUGAGGUGUUGAUCUGUCUGCAGCAGGAGGACAAGAGGAUAAAGAGGAAGGAUGGAGGAGGAGAGAAUCUGCCCAUCGGCUUCGAGGUGCUGAGGGUGAGUCACAGGCAAUGAUCCCUCUAAGCUGCAAACGGGCACGCAGCUCCCUGGGACUGCCAUGCAGAAGAAAUAUCAGCCCGCGCAGAGAAGCACGAGAUUGAACUUCAUUCAACUUUCAAGAGUUUUCCCCGUUAGUUAACACUAUCAACAUUUCCCUUUACUGUGGGAAUUGUGAUCGAAUCAAUGCAACCUUAGCCACUUUCAAUGCAACAUACCGAAACAAAACAAACUGUGCAAGAUUUAGUAUGCAAAACUAACUAUGUAAGAGAUUUUGUUGUAGGCAGAACGCAUCGGAGUAGAAUUCUAUUGCAUUGACAGGCACGACUCAGGCCCGAAAUCUACACAGACCGGUGUGGCAUAACCAAUCAGAGCUGCAGUAGGCCUAUAUGAAAAUAGACCAUUGCCAUAUAUGGAUCUGUGCCAUUCACAUUGAACUAGACUGGUUUAACAGCAUGAGCGGUCGUGAGUAGAUGUGCUUGUUUUGAGAUCAAAGCGAGAGCUACAUGUAGCGACAUGUGCACAUGUGUGCAUUUGUUCAUAUCCUUUGCUAGUUACUGAGUUAUUAGCCCAGUUAUAGACCCUUUGUAGUCAGCAAUGGGGGCGUGAUUGCUUCCUACAAGAGCACACAACCUUUGAAAAGCAAGUCAGGUAAAGAGCUUGCUUUUGUCUUAAAGGGGCAGUGUUGUAUUUUGAACUAAGUAGCUAAUAGGCAGAGGGUAACAUAAUUUGUCCAAUUCUCUGUAAUAAUGGUAUGGGAAUAAUUAUGCAUUUUAUUUUGUAAAGUGGUUUCUUGCAUCAAACAACAAAACAACAUUUUCAGUCAGCUCCUUGUCUGAAGGACAAGUGGAUAAACAGAUUAAUGUCAAGCCCUGCAUGUUUCUUUCAAAAGUCUCAUGAAAUGUAGGCCUACAUUGAACACCACACAUUGGCUGCUACUGUACGCUGAACGGUAGAACAGCUAUCUCCAUGUUUGUUUUUGAUGGUAGGCCACUCUGGAAGGCCUACAUUACGAUCAAAUAGCCACACUAGCCUACUUGACCACUGUUAAAACUAACUUAAAGCAGGUACUGCCUCAGUGUUCACAGUAAACGUGCGGCGGAAGUUUUACAGAGUUUGCACUCAGCAGACCUGACAUUUUCUCAGUGACAACAAUAAUUAAAGGGAACAUUGGUCACUGUAGAAUGCUACAGUACAUCCAAGGUGUGUGUGUGUGUGUCAGUGUUGGGUUCGAGACCACCUAAAGCGAGACCGAAUCAAGACCAAGACCGGAGCAAAUCGAGUCCGAGUCAAGACCAAGACCAGAGGGGGGGCGAUACCGAGUCAAGGCCUAAGGAUUUAUGAAAUAAUGAUUAUAAUAAUAAUGAUAAUGAUAUUAUUAUUUUCAAUGAUGUUCUGAUUUAAUCUCUUCAGUUUAUGUUGGAAAAUAAAGGGUUAACACUGAAGGAAUAAAGAUAAAGGCACCUGCCAUUCAACUGUAUUAGGGCAAACAUUUUGAGUGACAGUAGAAUCAACCAAUCACAUUUUGACUUAAUGGGUGGGACUGUUUUUACAAAAAUGUAUUGAAACUUCUGCCUUCUUGAAGGCCAACAGGUCACUGUGCAAUAGCGAGCAAUAGUUUUCCCACGGUCUAGCUAGCUAGCUUUUGUUGUCGGCUAGUUUGCAGCAGCUGCAGCAGGUGUUAUCAAAGUGGAUGUUGUUGCUAAUUUGUUAGCUUCUCCCUUUUCAAGAAUGACUUUCAACAAGAAGUUAAGUUUCAAAUGAUCAUCAUCUGGUGAGUGGAACUGUGUUUAUUUAAGCGCACUUGCUCUUGUUAGCUAUCUCUUUGAAAAUAACUUAUGUUUGUGAAAUAUUGUUGUAUUUAAAGUGUAACUGACAUUAUUUUAGCAACAUGAACAUUUAUUAAAAUCUGUUAAUAUACACCCCCAGGAAGAAUAUGACACUUAAUAUAUAUAUAUAUGACAAGCAACCACUUAAAUAUAGUCAUUUUCAAUUUUCAUAAAUUCUUAGAAUGUUUGGGAAUUACGUAUAGUAUACUAAGGGAUUUGUGAAAAUUCUAUAGUAAUAUAGAGUGGGAAAGCGGCCUUGCGUUUGGACAAUUAAUAGACACUGGAGUUAAUAAAACCGAAUAAAAACAUCUGUCUUGUCCAGGACCAGAGUCUACACAGACCGGUGCGCUAUAGCCAAUUAGAGCUACAGUAGGCCUUUAGACAAACAAGCCAUUUCCACACGGGCCUGCCAUCAUUCACUUUGAACUGGACUGUGUGUUUACAGGCAGUUGCAACAGCGCGACUUUAAAUCAUUAGAACACAUUCUCCAAAAGCCACAAAAUACACCUGAAUGGAUUUCUGCAAAUAUGUAAACACCACAGGAGUCCUCUUACAUUUUGGAACUUUACAGUCCGAUUGAUCAAACAACCAUGAAAAGGUAUGCUCUCUCUCCAUCAGUUAUGCACAUCAACAACAAGAAGAUCAAUAACUAAUGCUAGCAAGAGCAAGAUAAGCUAAAAUAAACCCUCUCACACUUUUUCAGCUAGUUGGCCGUCAAAAUUGCACUGAUAAACGAUGGGGAAUUGUAGCCUCCUCGUUCUUCUGCAGCUUGCCUGCCAAUGCAUGCUUGUCCCAACCAAGCACCCAAGCUAACUGGCUAAAGUUGGCUAGAUUGCUAACUAGCUACUUCCAGACACAAAUGAGAGAACACCUCACUCUGACCAUUUUACUCGCCGUAGCAGAGCUGGUUAAGCUGUUUACAUGUUAACUAGAGCGUUCUUGACGAACUAUUACUGUUUUUACCUACGUUUACUGACACCGGUCAUAUUCAGUUGGUGUUGCUCGUUUGCAAAUUCAUCAGUUGUUCUGCGCUCUGGCACACUCAGACGAGAGUGCUCUGAAAUCGGAGUAGAUAGCCAGUGUGAAUUGACAUUCCCAGCCUUAGUUACAUUCGUCCAUUUUUGUCCAGAAUAUUGAGUCAUUGAAACUGAAUCAGUGCAUCCCGAAUGGAGGCAGCAAACAAUGUACCAAGCCAGCUGUGGUUUACAACCUAAUAGCAAUAUUUUUUGGACUACCACGAAAUGUAUUGGCCAAUUAUAUUAAUCAUGCAUUGAAUCUUUGAAAGUAUUUUCAAAUACUUAUUUCCAAAUACAUUAUUUUGAAUACUCCUAGGACCAGGGCCCGUAUCCACAAAGCGUUUUAUAGUAGAAAAUUGGGCAUAAGUGCUGAGAGUAGAGACAGUUUACUCCUACAUGCCAAUACUUUCCAAGUGUAUUAUCAAAUACAUUCCAAUAUUCAACUUCUCGUGCUUUCAAGUAAAAAAUAUCUGAAUACUUACUUUGAAAUGUAUGUGAAAGUAAUUGGGAUAUUUCAAAUAGUAUUUGAACCCAGGUCUGGUACAUAAGUGUGUGCAUCAUAUUUACUGUACGUUUACCCGCAUAUUAAUUCACCCUCCCCACUGUUAACAGGUGGAGGUGAACCGUCUAAGCCGUGUGCAGUGUGUGGUGGAGCAGGCUGCCAGCUCUGUGUACAUGGACUCCCGUAGCGUUGCCCUGCGAGUGACCCUGGGCCACGGCCGCUACGCCCUCCUCCCCACCACCUUCCAACCUGGGGCCACCGGACGCUUUCUGCUACGCCUCUUCUCCCAUUCACACCUCAGACUC
Molecule: messenger RNA, 10623 nt
Organism: Coregonus sp. 'balchen'
Lineage: Eukaryota; Metazoa; Chordata; Actinopteri; Salmoniformes; Salmonidae
Source: the annotation of a GenBank genome assembly